Zea mays is the source of this 414-nucleotide messenger RNA. RefSeq lists its product as uncharacterized. The transcript has a single exon. The record is from RefSeq and is marked validated. Lineage: Eukaryota; Viridiplantae; Streptophyta; Magnoliopsida; Poales; Poaceae. The coding region runs from base 98 to 295 and encodes 65 amino acids.
AUCCCUAAUCCCAGCGCAGCACAAACAAACACCGCGCCGCCGCCACAGCUUUGCCCUACAGAAUCCUUUUACUCCGAAGAUUCUCAAGACGCCCCUGAUGGCUCCCCGCGUCGCCUCCGCUCUGCUCUUCGUCGUGGCCGUCCUCGUGGCCUCCGCGGCGGCGCAGGAGUCCAUGGCGCCCGCGUCUGCUCCGGCGCCGGGACCGGUCGCUGGCGCGGCCUCCGCUCCGGCCUCCGCUGUGGCCGUGGUGUCGUCCGCACUGCUGUCCCUCCUUAUGACGGCCCUGAUGCAGUAGAAGUAUCAUACUAGAUUUGAGCGGGAAUUUGGUUCAGUGUUGCUAUUCCUCAUUCUUUUUGUAUCAUAUAUGUCUGCGACAUUUAUAUAUAUGAAUAAAGUUGGAUGAUCUGCUGCAUA